AUGGCGAAUUUCUUCUCCCAAGAGACCUUCCGUCAGGCAUACCCUGACCGGCCAUUGCCGAUGCUCAGUUAUGGCCUUCGAUUCCCCGAGGCUUGUGCUCGACAUGUUGAUCGUCUGGGAUGCACGAAAACCUACAUUCUCUCCUCAAAGUCAUUGGCUACCAAGACCGACGCUCUGAAGCGGCUUCAACAGAGCCUUGAGGGGAAACUCGUCGGAACUUUUGUUGGAAUCAGCUCUCACACCCCUCUUAUAGAGGUUCUGAAAGUUAUCGAGGAUGUGCGGAAUCUCGGAGGCGUUGAUUGCCUGAUUACCUUGGGCGGUGGUAGUGUCACGGACGCUGCGAAGGUGGUUCGAUUCGCCCUCGCCAACUCAGCAUAUACGGCCGAUGAAGUUGAUACACUCUGGGGAGGACAUUCGCAUAACCCACGGCAACGAGAUGUGCUUAAUCCCCCUACCAUCCCGCUGAUUCAUAUCCCGACCUCGCUAUCUGGCGGUGAGUAUCAGCAUAUCGCCGGUGUCACGGAUGAGAGGACACAUGCGAAGCGGACUUAUGAACCGCACGUUGAUCCAACUCUGGUAAUUCAAGAUCCAGAGCUUUGUCUGCAUACUCCGGCCUGGUUGUGGCUCAGUUCCGGUAUCCGAGCCGUCGACCACUGUGUGGAAACUCUCUGCUCGUUGCAGAGCAAUGAGAAGGGAGACUCAGAAGCCAAGAAAGGUCUGGUGAAGUUGGUGCCUGGGCUUUUGAAAUGCAAGCAUAACCCCACUGAUCUCGAUGCACGCCAUUUAUGUCAGCUUGGUGUCGUGGAAGCCAUGGCUGCUGUAUCCAGCGGCGUGCCUCUCGGGGCCAGUCAUGCCAUUGGCCACCAAUUGGGUCCUCUGGGUGUCGGUCAUGGCGAGACGAGCUGCAUCCUUCUCCCAGCAGUCUGCAAGUAUAAUGCAUCGAAGGGCGCCAACAACGAUCGACAGGAGAUCUGCAAGAAAGUGCUGUUGGAGGACGAAACCGUCCAGUCUACCCUGAAGGCUCGCAAUGUCUCCAAUCCGGACCUGGGUGAUAUCCUGGAUGCAGUCAUUCGCGAAUUGGAGAUGCCACGAUCUCUGAAGGACGUGAAUGUUGGAAGAGACAAGUUGGAUGUUUUGGCGACCAACAGUCUCCAUGAUCUUUGGAUCAAGACCAAUGCAGUUCCUAUCACGGAGAAGUCGCAGGUUAUGGAGAUUCUGGAGAUAGCGGUGGGAGACCAGUGA
Molecule: messenger RNA, 1242 nt
Organism: Paecilomyces variotii
Lineage: Eukaryota; Fungi; Ascomycota; Eurotiomycetes; Eurotiales; Thermoascaceae
Exons: 1
Coding region: 1-1242 (413 amino acids)
Cellular component (GO): mitochondrion
Molecular function (GO): alcohol dehydrogenase (NAD+) activity; metal ion binding
Source: RefSeq, a predicted model, not a curated record